AUGCAUCUAUCUCUGCGAUUGGUCUCCCUGGCGCUAUGCAUAGCCCCGCUAGCAUCUGCCGGGAACAAUUCCACCCCCCUGGUUCAAGCCUGCACUGGCUACAGCUUCCCACGUGUCGCCUGCAUGUACCGAUAUGCAUCGAAAAUGCCCCUGGACUUCUACCGCAAGGCCAGCACGGACAUGAGUAGCGUGGACACUUACACGUCGACCGAGGUGCCCAAUGACGACUCGUUCCAGCAGGUUGGCAAAGCCACAUUCCUCGUCUGGGACCAGCAGCGUGGUAGCGAGAUCCUAGGAUCCGACCCGGUGUAUGAUAUUAUGUUUACCGUCUCGACUGGCGGACACGAGGCGCCCGUGUACGUCCCCGACACCAACGAGGUGUGGUUCUCUGAAUUAGGUACCGGGGAGCUCCACCAGAAGGUCAUCAGUCUGGAUGGCGAUUCCCCUACCCUCUCAACAAUUCUGACCGACCCACCUAUGUAUGCUCCAUCCGGGGCCCGCUACAGGAAUGGAAAGAUCUAUUUCUCUGUUGGAGGUGGCAAUUCCACUCUGGAGGGGGGUCCUUAUCACCCAGGAAUCUACUCGGUGGACCCCAAAACCCGCAAAUCGACCAUUGAGGUCAACAACUAUUUUGGAUGGUACUUCAACCAGGCCAACGACAUGGAUAUCGACCAGCACGGUCGCAUCUGGUUCAGUGAUCCUUUCCUUGCCCGCAACUUCGGUACCUCAACCGUCGCUCCUCAGGUCCAGGCAUCAGUCUAUCGGUACGACCCCGAGACCGGGGAAGUGAAGGUCGUCGAUGACACACUGCAUUGUCCCAAUGGUGUUGCUUUCUCGCCUGACUACAAAACACUCUACCUCACGGACACUGACGCCGGUGUCACCAUGAUUGACCCGAAAGUGCCAUUGAACGAGGUGCCAUCGCUCCAGUACAACUCCACCAACCGACGCACCGUCUACGCAUUCGAUGUGAGCGAGGACGGCUCGUACCUCAAGAACCGCCGACCGAUCUACACGGCGAAGGACUUCGUUCCUGACGGUCUGAAGGUGGCUAGCAACGGAUACGUGAUUACCGGCGCGGGUCAUGGCGUUGAUAUCCUUGAUACCACUGGCACACCAUUGGUGAGCAUCCAGACGAAUUUCACGGCUGUGAACACGGUCUUUGGGGGCAAGAACUUGGAUGAGCUGUGGAUUGUUGGGCAUGGCGCUGUGGCACGAGCCAAGCUGAACUUGACCGGUCCUGCUCUGCAGUAA
Molecule: messenger RNA, 1254 nt
Organism: Aspergillus bombycis
Lineage: Eukaryota; Fungi; Ascomycota; Eurotiomycetes; Eurotiales; Aspergillaceae
Product: SMP-30/gluconolactonase/LRE family protein
Exons: 3
Coding region: 1-1254 (417 amino acids)
Source: RefSeq, a predicted model, not a curated record